AUGCAGCAGCUACAGCACCAGCAGCAGCAGCAGCAGCAGCAGCAGCAGCAGCAACAGGUUCAGCAGCAGCAGCAGCAGCAGCAGGGGAAGCUGCAGGGGAAGCAAAUCGCUGCUGAUGCAACAGAUGUAAAUACGCAAGGAGAUUCAUCAAGCACGAACCACAGCAGCAGCAGCAACAGCAGCAACAGCAGCAGCAACAGCAGCAGCAACAGCAGCAGCAGCAAGAUGGAGAGCGAUAUUGUUGCUGCAGUAGAUGCCUUAGAGUCUGAGCAUAUAUUAAUUUUAUCUUUGUUAAUUAACCUUCAAGAAGAAGCAGAAGCUGUAUGUCUUUUGAUGCAUGCAUCGCCUACACUGCCGCUGCAGCACCCCCCAGCUCUUCUUGCUGUUGCUGCUGUUCUCAGCAGCAACACAGCAAAGCUGCUGCUGCAGCACGGCUUUGAUGUUGAGGCUGUUGUUAAAUCGCAAAUGAUUUCUCUUACUGAACCCCCAACACAGACAUCUGCUGCUGCUGCUGCUGCAGCAGCAGCAGCAGGUUCAGCAGCAGCGCCUGCCGCCGUAGAAACUGCAACAACUGCAGCACCCACAGCAGCAGCAGCAACAUCAGGAGCAUCAGGCUCAGCAGCAGCAGCAGGCUCAGCAGCAGCAGCAGGCUCAGCAGCAGCAGCAGGCUCAGCAGCAGCAGCAGCAGCAGCAGCAGCAGCAGCAGCAGGGGAGGCUCGGUGGCGGCUGCUGCAGGAGCAGGUGGAGUUUGUGCUGUCGGAGGUGCGAGAGAUAAAAAUUGCGAAGCAGCAAAUUCAGACAGGAAAUCUGUCUAAAGACAUCGCUCAGCUGCUCUCUAAAGCUAUUGAUGCUGCAGAGGUGCUGGAGAGCCAGGGAAAGGGCUAUGGGGAGUCUCGGCGAGACAAGAAGAGAAAAAAGAAGAAGACAAAGAAAGAGUAA
This is a messenger RNA of Eimeria acervulina, 939 nucleotides long. RefSeq lists its product as hypothetical. The transcript has 2 exons. NCBI's taxonomy places the organism in Eukaryota, Apicomplexa, Conoidasida, Eucoccidiorida, Eimeriidae. The coding region runs from base 1 to 939 and encodes 312 amino acids. The record is from RefSeq and is a predicted model, not a curated record.